GAUACAUUCGUGGGAAUUGGCGCGCACAGCGGCCACACAGAAAGGCAUGUUUACCGCGCUCAGCCAUUUUCGGCUUGAUUUUUGCUCGGCACGGACAAGAUUUUGGUGCUGUGCCGAAUUGCAGUGAAUUUGGUUCGUUGAUGGUUCAUGAUCGAGCGGCCGGUCAAGCUUACGUGGGAGCGUUCCUCCAGUGAACUGUCAGGCGAAUAUCUGACGUUAGCCAAGAGCUCCAGGCCACCGGACUUAUUGGAGUCUACCAACUGUAGGGCAUAACCUCACUUAGCGAUGGGAAAGCGAGGAAGACCAAAGAAAAGCCAGCCACCAGCAAAGAAGACGAAGCGCCAGGAGGGGGAACGACGGUCAGCCGCUUCGGCCGGGCUGAGCGGCCAAGGCAUACCAGAGUCGGAGAACGACAGCAGUCCACCAUUUAGCCUUCCGGGAUUGCAUGUCCGGGAGAGCGAUCCAGCACAUCGUAUUCUAGGCCCAGCGGCAGGCGAAGCAGACUUGUUAACGGCAGGUACCAUCCAGCCAGCCACCAUGGUCGCACCAACCGGCCAGCCGCCCAGCCGCAGCCGGCGGCAAGCCAACUCCCAGCGUGUUACGGUCACCGGAGCAGAAGGACCGGCGGCCUGCGGAAACGACCGGGCUUCAACUUCAAGCGGGCCGUUGCCGACGUCUCUAUCAGGCGGUCCGCCAAAUUCGGCGGUGUGCGGGGGCCAAGCAGCAGAAAUCAGCGACGCCGCAAGUCCGCUUUCAAGUGCCCCGGCCAGCAGGAACCAGCAAAGGGGGGACAUCGCCUUCACCAACCUGCCGGCGCCGACUUCUAGUCAUGCAAGUCCUCCAGGGCCUCAACGAGCUCCCGUAGCCACGGCGAAUGACCCGGUUUGGAGGCUCUUGAACAAAACCCAUGGCUGAAUGUACAAUACUCGGUGACGCAACACCACGACAGUACCACUUCAGAACGACACGCGUUCGACAGAAAAGCUGUGAUUGGUUAAAGCCCACCUCAGCGGGAACUUUGCGCAAAGUUGAGUGGCUGGCAUGGACUAUUUCAUUUUACACAGUGGGCAGGGCUACGGUUUUCUUGACAGAUUUCGCUAAGCCAUAGGAAACUAAUUAACUUAUUGGAACUCUUGUGACGUACAUAUUUUUGUUUAUGUUACGUGUACUAAAGGGUGGUAAUGCCAAAUAUUGCCAAGUUUUCAUUGAAAUUGAUUGCGAUGGAAUUGAAAAGUUCCAAUACUCUGAAGUUAAACUUAAGUGGUCAUUCUUGUAAUAAGCGACUCCUCUGUAGCACAGUCGUUUCCUGCAUAAAUAGUUAAUAUUACCUUUAUGUAUUCUUCAUGUAUAUACCUGAAGCCUCUCUUUAUAUGCUAAAUCAAAUGGAUAAUUCUAAUAUGUCAUUUAAUAUGUGCUUUGCGUUUGAAUUUCUGCAAAUUAAGACCACUUCAAAAGCAUUGAUUUCUUUAUUUGCAUGUAUAUUUGUAAGAAGUAUACAUAAAUAACUAUAUUUUGUUGAAAAAACAUUACUUUUACAUUGAUACUUUAACAUCUAUCUACUCUUUAAUGUGGUGUGAUACACAAAAGGAUACGAUGCAUUGUAUGUGUACAAUCAGACUAAUGAAACUCAUACAUGUAGGCCUACACGGUUUGAAUAUAUCAUACUCAAGUGCAAAUCUCCCAGCACAAACAUUGACUUGUAUAAGUGUAACAAUUUUCAUUGUCGAGCUUGUGAAAAAAAAUAAACAUCACUUAGCGUGACAUUAAUUGAUUGCAUGCCGAUCAAUUUUGAUCGAAGAACAAAAGUACAAAAUACACUAAUUACAUCACA
Molecule: messenger RNA, 1831 nt
Organism: Acanthaster planci (crown-of-thorns starfish)
Lineage: Eukaryota; Metazoa; Echinodermata; Asteroidea; Valvatida; Acanthasteridae
Source: RefSeq, a predicted model, not a curated record